AUGACAUCAGCUACUGGUCCACUGAAAAGCGUCGCUACGACGGCAAAACGGAUUUUGAUGUGCCGCCCUACCUACUUUCAGUUGGCUUAUUCGAUAAAUCCAUGGAUGGAUAUGCGACGUGGUGUGAAUCGUGCCAAAGCCAUGGAGCAGUGGACCACGUUGAGAACGACUCUGGAAAACUGUGGAGCCCACGUUGAAGUGAUGGAAGCCGAUGGCGCCGAAUCAUACCCUGACCUGGUAUUUUCCGCCAACGCUGCCGUUAUAAAGGGCAAGCGCGCUUAUCUGGCCAAUUUUACUCAUCCAGAACGAAAAGGUGAAAGAUACUUCUUUGAGCAAUGGUUCACCAAAAAUGGUUUCGAAUGCGUUGGUAAUUUGGACAUCACUUUUGAAGGAGCUGGUGAUGCCUUAUGGGGAGGAAACAGUAACCAAACACUGUUCACUGGUAUUGGGCCGCGAACCGAUGUACGUGCUCUUAAGGAUCUGACCGAGAAACUUAAUGACGGCUCAUCAUGGAAAGCUCUUGGAUGUCGACUGGUAGACCCGAGGUUUUACCAUAUCGACACCGCUUUUUGUCCACUCAAUGAGGAAGUGGCCAUGUACUAUCCACACGCGUUCGAUCAUAUCACUCAACAUAACAUGCGAAACGAGACAGGCCUCAUAGCCGUUUCUGGUGAGGAAGCUCGUAACUUCGCUUGUAAUGCGGUGGUGGUUGGUGGAAAUGUCAUUAUGCAUCACAAAAACGAUGAUAUUGCGAAUAACCUGGAAAAGCUCGGUUUUCACGUAAUGUGA
Molecule: messenger RNA, 789 nt
Organism: Angiostrongylus costaricensis
Lineage: Eukaryota; Metazoa; Nematoda; Chromadorea; Rhabditida; Metastrongylidae
Source: the annotation of a GenBank genome assembly